This is a messenger RNA of Clarias gariepinus (North African catfish), 1798 nucleotides long. Its product is annotated as acidic mammalian chitinase-like. Gene Ontology annotation, molecular function: chitin binding; chitinase activity. Gene Ontology annotation, biological process: chitin catabolic process; carbohydrate metabolic process. The record is from RefSeq and is a predicted model, not a curated record. Lineage: Eukaryota; Metazoa; Chordata; Actinopteri; Siluriformes; Clariidae. The coding region runs from base 77 to 1483 and encodes 468 amino acids. The transcript is spliced from 12 exons. Gene Ontology annotation, cellular component: extracellular region.
GUCUGUGAGCUGUAAGUACAUUUGUCUUUGAUCCAGAAAGGACCCUAAAAUUAAAAACACAAGAAGUGCUAUUAAAAUGACCAGGCUCACACUUCUUGCAGGCUUGUGCUUGGUGCUAUGCCACUUUGCAACAUCCAAGCAACUGGUGUGCUAUUUCACCAACUGGUCCCAAUACCGACCUGGAGCUGGGAAGUACACACCUGCUAAUGUAGAUCCCUUCCUGUGUACACAUCUGAUUUAUGCCUUUUCUAUUAUUAACCAUGCCAAUGAGCUUGUCACAUAUGAAUGGAAUGAUGAAACCCUCUAUGAAUCCUUCAAUGGCUUAAAGAAAACCAAUGCCUACCUUAAAACUCUUUUGGCUGUUGGUGGAUGGAAUUUUGGCUCAUCUCAGUUUUCCAUCAUGGUUUCUUCGCCUGCCAACCGUCAAAAGUUUAUCCAGUCAGCCAUUUCAUUCCUAAGAAAACAUAGGUUUGAUGGUCUGGACUUGGAUUGGGAAUACCCAGGUGCCAGAGGUAGCCCUCCUGAAGACAAGCAGAAAUUCACUUCGUUGUGCAAGGAACUGGUGGAAGCAUUUGAGGUAGAAAGUCGAGCUACUGGACAGCCUAGACUGAUGCUUACUGCUGCAGUAUCUGCUGGAAGAGGGACAAUUGAUUCUGGAUAUGAAAUAGCCAAGAUUGCAAACUAUCUUGACUUCAUCAAUGUGAUGACCUAUGACUUUCAUGGAACUUGGGAAACCUUUACAGGACACAACAGUCCACUGUAUAGGGGCUCUGAAGACUAUGGAGAUCUUAUUUACUUCAACACUGAUUACGCAAUGAAAUACUGGAGGGACAACGGUACCCCUGUGGAGAAACUAAGGAUGGGCUUUGCCACAUAUGGUCGUACCUUCCGCCUCAGUUCAUCAGCUACUGGAGUGGGAGCUCCAGCCAGCGGAGCAGCUUCUGCUGGUUCUUAUACCCGGGAGGCCGGCUUUUGGUCCUACUAUGAGAUCUGUGGAUUCCUUCAGGGAACAAAACUUGAGUGGAUUGACGAUCAGAGAGUACCCUAUGCUACAAAGGGUGGUGAAUGGGUUGGCUUUGACACCAGGGAGAGCUAUGAGAUCAAGGUAAAGUAUCUGCAAGACAACAAGUUUGGUGGGGCUUUUGUUUGGGCUCUGGAUCUGGAUGACUUUUCUGGGGACUUCUGUGGGCAAGGGAAGCAUCCUCUUAUGAGUCACCUCCGCAAACUCCUGAAUAUUGAUUUUCCCAUCCAGCCUUCUACCACUACCCCCAAACCUGGUUUAUCUACCACCCCAAAAACCACCACAACUACCACACAUGAGCCUGGUAUAAGUGGAUUCUGUGCUGGAAAACCUGAUGGCAUUUAUGCACAUCCUGAUGACCCAAAUAAAUUCUACGACUGUGCUGGAGGUAAAACCUUUGAGAGGAGGUGUGGAAAUGGAACAGUGUUUAAUGAAUCCUGCAAGUGCUGUACCUGGCCUUAAGAUGAAUAACUUUCAAUAGCCAUUUUGAUGCUGUACAAGAGCAAUGACAUUUCCCUAUAUUGGAAUUGAAUGUUCUUAAACUCCUAAACAAUAUUGGUAGAAUUCUUGAUUAAGAGAACAAUUUUUGACUAAUAUUAAUUUAUCAUCAUUACACAAAAAAAAACAAAAAAACAAGGAAAGAAAAAUAUGCAUAACACUGUUGUUUAUGGACCUGCUGUAAAUGUUUAUUAACAAUUUUAGUAUGGAAAAUGUGAUUUGUUUGUAUAAUAUUAAUUUGUCUACUUUUGAAGAAAUAAAACAAAUAUUUUGAAGCAA